AUGAGCAUCCACUCGAUGGACUACGCGCAGCGUGACGCGAUUCGGUCCGAUUCAAAUCAAGGCCCAGACCUCGAGGCCGGAGGCCUCUCACCCGCCUCUGCAGCCUCCCCGAGACAGCGAGAAGGAUCCGCCAUCGACGCGUUCACCACUGCAGCAAGAGUCAACUCCAGCGAUACCGCCAAACGUCGCACACGACGACGUUCGAACACCGCUCGCUCCUACCGCCCGGAAGGCUUUGCCCACGAACCUCACUGGCAGCCCGGUACAGAACCCGGCAUUGACCCAACCAAACCUCUUCCCCCAUUCAGCUCCGAAUGGACGUCGAACGUUCCCGGCGACCUGCAGCGACAAUGCGAGAUCACAGUAGUGGACUUCUCGCAGAACGAAAUGCGUCAAUACGAACUCGAUAACAACACCCUUGAACAGUUCUUGUCACGAGAGCGAGAAUCCUGGGUACAGUGCCGAUGGAUCAACGUGAAUGGGUUAAGUUGGGAUGUGAUCAAGAUUCUGGGAAACCACAAGAGGUUACACCGUCUGGCAAUCGAGGACGUGGUCCACACAACGAACCGCACCAAGGCCGACUGGUAUUCAGACCACGCCUUUAUCGUUUUGACCUUGCAAAAACUAGUGAAACUGCAACAGGAGGACAGCGACUCCGACUCCGAAGAUGGAGAUGGGCCCGCCAUUUUCGACAUGGAUAGAAAGAGUUCGGUGGUCAGUGAAAAAAGCUCGGUAUCUUUGAAACGACCCACCAAGCGGCAUAUCAUCUGGGAGGCAAUGAAGGAUAUUUUCCGUUCCAAAUCGUCAAGUCGGCCACAAGAGGAAAAGGCCACGAUGGGAGCGAGCGUCCGCCCUGGCCCAGGCGCGCCUUCAUCAAAUCGGGCCUCUCAAUUUGGAAAUGUGGCCAAUGCAGCAGGAGCCACGGCUCGAACUCUCCAGCGAUAUCGCGGUGGACCGAACGAGGAUCGGAUCGAGUUCAUGGAACGCCAUGCCUCACUCGCAGCCAAAGGACUUUGUGUUACUCUGGAGCAGGUCUCAAUUUUCCUUCAUGCCGACAACACCGUCACAUCUUUCUUCGAGACCAGCGCAGACGACAUAGAGGCACCAAUUGUGCGGCGCCUGAGCUCACCCGAGACUAUUCUUCGUCAGUCAUGCGAUGCCAGUAUGCUCCUGCAAGCUAUUAUAGACGCCGUCAUUGAUCUUGCGAUUCCUGUCACCAUGGCCUACCAAGACGCCAUUGGAGACCUCGAGCUGGGGGUCUUGACGGAUCCGAAUAUUGAUCAAUCGAAGAGCCUGUAUAUCCUGACCUCGGAAAUUGCGGUCCUUCGCAAUUCCAUGCAGCCGAUGGUGGCUGUAAUUAAUGCUCUUCGCGACCACCGAUCCGCUCCCGUUGGCGCACCUGGUUUCGGGACAUUACGAAAUGGUGCAUUCAGCCCACCUUCCCCAGGGGGAUAUUUCGAAUUGGGGCCACACAUUGGAACUGCUACACCUAAUCUGAAGAGCAUUGGAGGCUCCGGCGUCACCAUCAGUACCAUGUGCCAUACGUAUCUGGGUGAUGUCCUGGAUCAUUGUAUUACUAUUGUGGAAGGGUACGAUCAGAUGCGACGUGCCGCGGAUAACAUGAUUGAUCUCAUUUUCAACACUAUUGGUGCCUAUCAGAACGAGAGUAUGAAGCAACUGACGAUUGUCACCUGUCUCUAUCUCCCGAUGACGUUCUUGACGGGUUAUUUCGGAAUGAACUUCAAAGAUUUUGCUGGUAUCGACCAUAGCGAUGCGUACUUCUGGAAGAUUGCAGUUCCAUUUGUGGUAGUGACCACUCUCUUGUUAAUGCGUGAUAAAAUCCAACGUUACGCAGUCAUGCUUGCCCAGAGACGCCUUAUUACUAGCUCGAGAAAGCAAAGACGAGAAAGAAAGGUUACUUGA
Messenger RNA from Penicillium cinerascens, 1923 nucleotides. Its product is annotated as putative CorA family metal ion transporter. Bases 1 to 1923 code for a protein of 640 amino acids. The transcript is spliced from 5 exons. Gene Ontology annotation, molecular function: magnesium ion transmembrane transporter activity; magnesium ion binding; cobalt ion transmembrane transporter activity. The record is from RefSeq and is a predicted model, not a curated record. Gene Ontology annotation, cellular component: membrane. Gene Ontology annotation, biological process: transmembrane transport; metal ion transport. NCBI's taxonomy places the organism in Eukaryota, Fungi, Ascomycota, Eurotiomycetes, Eurotiales, Aspergillaceae.